This is a messenger RNA of Rotaria sp. Silwood1, 3099 nucleotides long. Lineage: Eukaryota; Metazoa; Rotifera; Eurotatoria; Philodinida; Philodinidae. The record is from the annotation of a GenBank genome assembly.
AUGAAUACAAUGAGUACCAAUCUUCGUCAAAAAUUAAAAGUAUUAAAUAAACAAAAAGAAGAAUUCGAUAAUGAUAAUCAAAAUAUUGAUAUACAUAAAGAUUAUUCAACAACACCAGUACAAUUAAAAAAAACUUCAAUAAAUCAAUUAAUACUUCAUCCAAAAUCAUUAAAUAUUAAUAAUCAAGAUGUAACAUUAACACCCGAAGAAUUUCAUCGACGUGAACAAGAAUUUAAUAAUGAUAUGCAACGUGAAUGUGGACAAGAUGCUCAAUGGAAAAAAAUUCAACAAAAUACAUUUACACGAUGGGCUAAUGAACGUUUAAAAUUAGUUAAUCGACAUAUUAAUAAUUUACAAACAGAUCUUAGUGAUGGUUUAAAUCUAAUAGCACUUAUUGAAAUAUUAGUUAAUAAAAAAUUACCACGUUAUAAUCAACGUCCACAAUUUCGUUCGCAAAAAUUAGAAAAUGUCUCUGUUGUACUUGAUUAUCUUGAAAAUAUUGAAAAAAAACGUUUAGUUAAUAUAGAUGCAUUAGAUAUUGUUGAUGGUAAUAUGAAAUUAAUACUUGGUCUUAUGUGGACACUUAUUUUACAUUAUUCAAUUACAUUACCUGCUUGGGAAAUACCAAAUGAAAAACGUGAAACAAUACAAAAUCUUAAACCAAAACAAAAAUUAAUGAAUUGGUUACAAGCUAAAUUACCAAUGCAAAUCAAUAUUGGAAAUUUUACUUCUGAUUGGAAUGAUGGAAGAGCUAUUGGAGCUGUUUUAGAUUCUUGUUAUCCAGGUCUAUUUCCAAAUUGGGCUGAUCGUGAUCCAAAAAAUGCAUUGGAAAAUGCAAAAGAAGCUAUGGAUUUAGCUGAAAAAUGGCUUGGCAUUCCACAACUUAUUCAACCUCAUGAAAUGAUAAAUCCACAAGUUGAUGAACAAUCUAUGAUGACAUAUUUAUCUCAAUAUCCAAAUGCUCAACUUAAACCUGGUGCACCUGUUAAACCAAAAAAUUAUGCUAACCAAGUUCAUUGUUAUGGUUCAGGUCUUGAUCAUAUGGGACAUAUAGUCGACAAACCAGUUAUAUUUCAUAUUGAAACAUGUGCAGCUGGUUUAGGAAAAGUUGAUGUUAUUGUUGUGAAUCCAAACGGACAAACAGAAGAGUGUACUAUUGAAUUUCGUGAAGAUAUAAAUCGAACAUAUGAUUGUGUUUUCUAUCCAACAAUUAAUGGAGAAUAUAAAGUUAUUGUUACGUUUAACGAACAAGAAGUACGAAAUUCACCAUUUAUAAUUAAUGUUGAUUUACCAGAACCAACACCAGACAUGUUAGUUAAUGAUGAAAUUGAUGCACCAGGCAAUGAAAAUACACCAUCUGAUAUUGAACAACCAUUUUAUGAAAAUUUUAAUCCAACAAAUGCUAUCGUUUAUGAUAGACAAGAGACAGCGAAUAUUAAAAUAACAAAUUUAGAUGAAGAAGGAGAUGAUCUUAUUCUUCAAGAAGAUCAUAUAUAUUAUGCUCAUCAAACACAUAUUGCAUCGAUACAAGAUCAUCAACUUUGUCGUCAAAUUUCAACACGUUCUAUAUCCGAUCCAACAUUAAAUAAACAUAAAUUUUUCUCACCAAUUAAACCACCAAGAACUUAUUGUCAAGAUGAAAAUGAAGAUGAACUAAGUGAAUCACCACUUGUUCAUAGUUUAACUGAUUAUCGUUUAAAACAAAAACGUCAAGAGGGUUUUGAUCUUGUAACAACCAAUCGUCCGAAUUCAAUAAGAAUUAGUUCAACAACAUUAAAUUCAACAUCAUCUAUAUCAACGGAUGAUAAUAUACAAGAAAAUAAACGUUUAACAUCAAAAUGGUUAAUUAUUGAUGAAAUUAAUCGUUUAACGGAUUUAUCAAGAAGAGAAACAUCAACAUUAACUCAAACAUCACACGCUUUAAAAUGCUGUUCAAAUGAUCCACAUGCUGCAUUAUCAGAUAAGAAAAUUGAAUGUGAACGUGUUAUUUUUAUGGCUAAACAAAAAUUAACAUCAUAUAAUAGUGAAAUAAAACGUUUAGAAAAUCUUGAUCCAGAUAGUGAAUAUUAUUCGUCAGAUAUUUCACAUAGUACAUUAAUUUUACAAGAUAUUCGAUUAGCAAUUAAAGAAGAUUAUUUAAGAUCAUUACGUAAAGGAAAAGAAACAAAAUUUUAUUUUUUUAUGUGUGCCGUUCAUUAUCGUUCACAAACACUUUUCUCACAUAUGGUUUCAUCAUUUGACACACUUCAAUCUAAUGGACAAGUUAUCUUUUCAAAUCGAAUGAUUAUUAGAGAAGUUGAAAGCAAUUUUGUUGCCACUAUUGGAGUUUAUUGCAUGGAAAUAACAAUGAAACAUCCAAUAACUGGACUCGAUCAUUCACCAAUGGUUUGUCCACAUCAUCAUGUUUCAUCAUCGGCAAAUACUGGUCAAUGUAUGCAAUGUGAUAAACAACGAUUGAAUAGUACCGUAUCAAUACCUGGACAACAUACAAAAACAAAUACGAUGAUUCGUGUAAGCAAUUUUUUUCAAGUUGAUUCUAUUACAAUUCAUAAAGAAGAUCUUAAAACACAAGAAUUUAUGCUUUCAAUUUCAUCUGCAUCAAUUCCACUUAAAAAUAAAUUACAUGUUAAAUUACAACGUUUAUCUGAAUUAAAAAUUCGCAAAGCUGGCUAUUUGACAAUCUAUUGUGAUAUUAAUGGUUCAGGUGUAUGGAUUCGAAGAUGGUUUGCUUUAACAAAUGAACAAAAUCUUCGAUAUUGGCCAUCACCAGAUGAUGAAGAAGCUAAUCCACCUACUGGUGAAAUUGAUCUACAUUAUUGUAUUGAUCAAACAGUUAAUUUAUUACAACGUGAAACAUGUGCUCGACCUCAUACAUUUGAAUUACGUAUUGCUGUUCCAACAAAAAAAUCAACUGAACAUAAAUUAUUUGUUGAUGAAAAUGAAGAAUAUAUAUGUAAUUCUAUAAUAGCACAACCAUUUGGUAAAAGAACAUUAUUUCGAUAUUGGUUAAGUGCUGAUUCAAAAGAAGAUCGUAAUGAUUGGUGUAAUAUAAUUAAUCAAAUCUUAGCUGAUUUACGUGAAUGGGUAGUUAAUUCAUAA